AUGGUGGCCCAGUACAUCAUGAAGUACGGCCUGAAAAAGGUGGAGAAGGACCCGAAUAAGCGGGCGAGGGUGGAGCCGCGCCACCCUCUGUCGCGGCACGGCGCCGCCGCCGCCGCCGCGGCCUUGCCCUGCCCCGGUGCAAGGUCCUCGUCGCACGUGCGGGCCGCGGCACCCGCCGCUAGCCCCGCCGCGUCGCCGGCGCCGUCCAGCUUCCCGGUGGCGUACGAGCCCGUCUCGCCGUGGUUCUGUCCCGACGGCUCGUGCUUUGGCACGGCCCCGCUGGCGCCGCCGUGGUCUGCCGCGGUGCCCGCGCCGGCGCCCGUGUCGGUGCCAGUGGCGGCCCCCGCGGCCGCGCCCGCGGGCUUCUCGGUCCUCGGCGGGCCGAAUUAA
Molecule: messenger RNA, 390 nt
Organism: Prorocentrum cordatum
Lineage: Eukaryota; Dinophyceae; Prorocentrales; Prorocentraceae
Source: the annotation of a GenBank genome assembly